Messenger RNA from Venturia canescens, 1808 nucleotides. RefSeq names its product histidine-rich glycoprotein-like. The coding region runs from base 241 to 1530 and encodes 429 amino acids. The transcript is spliced from 3 exons. NCBI's taxonomy places the organism in Eukaryota, Metazoa, Arthropoda, Insecta, Hymenoptera, Ichneumonidae. The record is from RefSeq and is a predicted model, not a curated record.
UACCCGUACCAGCAUUAUUACUCGAAUGCAAAACCGAGUGUUCCGGUUGGUGAUGAAAACGAAAGGAGGUCCGUGGCUGCGACGAAAUACCCACAAAACGUUUACCCACCGCGUGUGACCUAUGGAGCUGGGGAAGCCUCGCCGGAGUCGAGUUUGGAGGACCUCCGUAAGCCCGCUGGGCACCAAAAAUACGUCGGAGAACGUUACGUAAACUCAGAAAAUGUGAAAAAUGAGCGGUUAAUGGAAGGCGGUAAGCCGGCAAGGCGAACAAACUCGGACAAAGUCGACGGCGACGAUUACAGAAGCGAAUCGAGGAGCGCGCCCGCUUCCCCGUCGCUGUCGCAAGUGCCGCAGUUCAAUCCUCAAAACACUUUGAUCGCGCCCGUGAAACCUCCGAGCCGGGCCCAUAGGACCGUCCCCCGAAUUAUUAAUGGAUACGUCGCUAACGAUUACAAGCUCUCUUCGCCAAUUUCCUCCAUUGAAAACCGAGAGGUCGGUGGCUCGGAUCGUCGGAACAGCGGGAAAGUUCCCGCUUAUGAUUUCUACGACGCUUACAAGUCGAUCAACUCUUCACCAGUCGCUCCACGGCCCACGCUCGUUCCCGAAAACUCUGAUCAUUACGGAAGCCGCGUGAUACCCUUGAAGGACUCGGAGCGACAAAACCCCUCACCAGCAGCAUCCCCGCAAACCCAUCAAAUCAGAUCGAUAGACUCGUCGAUCGAUCGCACGCGACUGCCGAGAAUUCCCGUCAGAAAUCACGCCGAACCUGCCGAGUCUGUCCAGCAAGCGAGCAGCCUCGUCGAUGCUCGAGACUACGAGGACGAGGUACCCGCGAGCUCCGGACACGAAGAAAAUCACGAAACUCAUGCCGACUCAAAAAAGGACGAGGGGACUGAGGAGGAAAGUGAGAAAGGAGGGGGAGAAAAGCACGAGGAAGCUCAUCAUAAUUCCAGCGGCGAGAAAGCCGAAAAGGAGUACAAGGAGUGGCACGAGUACGAUAAAGCCAAAAAAGGCCAUCACGACAAAGAGCACCACGACAAUGAGUAUCACGAAGAAAAAGGUGGGAAAAAGAAGCACGAGGAGGAAAGUGGCUACCACAAGGAGCAUCAUCGUGGGGAGAAGGGCAGCAAAGAGUCGGAAUUCGCGGAAAAGGGAAAGCACGAGAAGGGUCACAGUACUAAAGGCGAGCACGUAGUCCACAAAAAGGACGAGUACGAGAAGAAGACGGAAUUUUACGACGAGUCGCACGAGGAGGACGGCGACGAGAAAGAGGGCGAGUAUCAUCACGAGCACGAGGAGAAGAAGGGCGGCCACGAGAAAAUCGGGCACCACGAUUCGGCCCAUCGCAUUGACAAGUACGGAGAGAAGGGCGAACACGAGAAAGGCCAUCAUUGGCACGAGACGAAGGGACACGAGAAGAAAGAUGGACGCGAAGAGGAGCACAGCCACGAGGAAAAAUACGGGAAAAAGGGCGGCCACGAAGAGGGCGAAAAGUGGUCACACAAUAAUGGCGACAAAGGGCAGCGAUAAUGACUCCCUCGAAAAAAAAGGGAGUCUUGAUCAUUGUCGAAGUUACAUAGCCAUAGAAAGCGACGCUUAUUCUGUGAAAAAAGUAUAAAUAUCGAGGAAGAAAGCGCGCGAAAAGGAGGGACUCGAAAGGAACAGAAGAGACUCGGAGUGGGACGGGGAAAGAGCACCCGAAUCGAAGGGACGAUUCGGUAAACUGGAUAUCGAACGGCCCGUAAGGUUGAAGUAUAGUCUCAAUUCGCACGUACAAGAAAAAAACAUUUGGCGCGGACGAAAAUAAU